Molecule: messenger RNA, 1827 nt
Organism: Gossypium raimondii (Peruvian cotton)
Lineage: Eukaryota; Viridiplantae; Streptophyta; Magnoliopsida; Malvales; Malvaceae
Exons: 10
Coding region: 139-1644 (501 amino acids)
Biological process (GO): proteolysis
Molecular function (GO): serine-type exopeptidase activity; dipeptidyl-peptidase activity
Source: RefSeq, a predicted model, not a curated record
GUCAAUGAUGCCAUAACCAUCAUCCAUGUACAUAUAGAAUCAUCAACUUUUCCUUUUAGUUUUCCCCCACUGUUCUAACUUAUAAAAAGAGUGAAGCUGCUGACUUCUAGGAAAGCAGCAAUCGCAGUAGAACCACCAAUGGCUCCUUGCCUAUCUAUUUUCUUUCUAUUCAUCGUCACAUUUUGUGUAACACUAACAGCAGCAGCAGCAGGUCAUUGUUCAUUGCAAACAUUUUUCCCUCGACCUGCCUAUCAGUCUUUAAUCAAACAUGCCAAGACUCCAAAACCAAAGCUUCCAUUUAAGACUCGUUAUUUCCCUCAGACUUUAGACCAUUUCAGUUUCCACCCCAAGAGCUCUAAAAUAUUCUACCAAAAGUACCUAAUUAACACUCAGUACUGGCACAAAGGCGCUCCUAUCUUUGUCUACACUGGGAAUGAAGGAGAUAUUGAGUGGUUUGCUGCUAACACAGGGUUCAUGCUUGACAUUGCUCCCAAGUUCAGAGCUCUCCUUCUCUUCAUUGAGCAUAGAUUUUAUGGGGAAUCAAUGCCAUUUGGGAAAGACUCAUACCAGUCAGCAAAGACCAUGGGGUACUUAAAUUCACAGCAAGCCUUGGCUGAUUUCGCAGUUCUGAUAAGAAGCUUGAAGCAGAACCUGUCAUCUGAAGCAUCCCCAGUGGUGGUCUUCGGUGGAUCUUAUGGAGGAAUGUUGGCGGCUUGGUUUAGACUAAAAUACCCUCAUAUAGCAAUUGGUGCAUUGGCUUCUUCAGCCCCUAUAUUACAGUUCGAUAAGAUAAUCCCAUGGUCAAGCUUCUAUGAUGCUGUCUCCCUGGAUUUCAAGGAUGUAAGCCAGAAUUGCUAUGAAGUGAUAAAGGGGAGCUGGGCAGAACUGGUGGCAAUUUCAAAUCAGAAACAUGCCUUGGCUGAACUAAGCAAAGCUUUCAGGACCUGCAAGAGCCUUCAUUCAACAGCUUCUGUUCUAGAGUGGCUAUGGACUGCUUUUGUUUAUACAGCCAUGGUUAACUAUCCAACUGAGGCAAAUUUCCUAAAGCCAUUACCUGCUUAUCCUGUGCAGCAGAUGUGCAAGAUAAUUGAUAAAUCUCCAUCGGGGGCAACGAGGCUUACUCGUGCUUUUGCAGCAGCGAGCUUAUAUUACAACUAUUCUCAGACGGAAAAUUGCUUCGAGGUAGAACAUGAAGUUGAUCCUCAUGGUCUUCAUGGUUGGCACUGGCAGACAUGCACGGAGAUGGUUAUGCCAAUGACUUGUUCUAAUGAGAGCAUGUUUCCUCCAUCUGGCUUUGAUUAUAAAAAGUUUGCAGAACAAUGCCGAAUGAAAUACGGGGUUUUGCCUCGGCCACACUGGAUCACAACAGAAUUCGGUGGCGAAAGAAUCGAGAAAGUAUUGAAGAGAUUCGGUAGCAACAUCAUAUUUUCCAAUGGAAUGCAGGAUCCAUGGAGCAGAGGAGGGGUGCUGAGAAAUAUAUCCGCCACAAUCAUUGCUCUUGUCACAGAAAAAGGAGCUCACCAUAUUGAUUUCCGAGCCACCACAAAAGACGAUCCGGACUGGCUUAUCCAACAGAGGCGGCAGGAAGUUGAAAACAUCCAAAGAUGGUUAGAUGAGUACUAUGUGGAUCUCAGACAUGCUUAAAUUAAGGACUGACAGAAGCUGUGUUGGCAAAACUAGAUUAUUUGGAUUGAAUGAAUGUUUUUGAAACUCAAAUUUGCAGAAAUCCUCUCAUCUAAUUGUUUAGGCUGAUAUAGGAAUCUACCAUUUUCAUUACUUGUAUGACAAACUAUGUCCACUGUCUUAAAAUACUAUUACAUUUUAUAA